AUGCAGUCAAUCGGAAGCCCAAUCGCUAUCAUCGGCGUGGGCUGUAGGCUUCCCGGAGGAGCCAGUGACCUGGAAAAACUAUGGCAGCUGCUCUCGGAAGGGCGCAGCGGCCGAACAAAAAUUCCAAAAGAUCGAUGGCAUGCAGACGAGUGGUUUGAUCCGUACCCGGAGGCAAAGCAGUCUGUCGUGACGAAGCAUGGCUUCUUUGUUCAGGACGACAUCUCGUUAUUUGACGCAAAGUUCUUCGGCAUCUCUAGCACCGAAGCACACUCCAUGGAUCCGCAGCAGCGACUGUUCUUGAUGACGACUUACGAAGCCUUGGAAGACGCCUGCAUUCCCAUUGAUAGCCUACGAGGAUCCAACACUGGUGUCUAUGCGAGCAUCUUCGAAAGGAGCUAUGACCGCAUGGGACACAAAGAUCCGUCCACCAUCAGCAGGACUCAUCUCAACGGCACAGGAGAAUCGAUUCUCUCAAACAGGGUUUCAUACUGUUUUGAUCUUAAGGGGCCGUGCAUGACUAUCGAUACAGGCUGUUCUGGAAGUUUGGUUGCUCUUCAUCAAGCUUGCCAGAGUCUCAAGCUAGGAGAAACCGAUCUGGCAUUGGUUGGCAGCUCUCAGCUCGUAAUCCAUCCCGAUGUUCUUGCAAUCAUGAGUGGGAUGGGCAUGCUGAACCCGGACGGCAAGUCGUAUGCCUUCGACUCCCGAGGUGACGGAUACGGUCGUGGUGAGGGUGUAGCAACGAUCGUUCUGAAACGGCUGGACCGCGCGCUCCAAGAUGGGGAUCGAGUUCACGCGAUUAUUGCAAAUUCCGGCUUGAAUCAGGACGGCAAGACGUCUGGCCUGAAUACGCCUAGCGGGGACGCGCAAGCCUCGCUGUCGUCGCGCGUAUAUCGUGAGGCUGGUUUGAACCCUGCGGAUACGGCAUACGUAGAAGCUCAUGGAACUGGAACUCAAGUCGGUGACCGAGAGGAGAUUGCGUCAAUUUCCAAGGUUUUCUGCGAAGAUGUCGGUCGACAGGAUGAUCUUUAUGUCGGCUCAGUGAAGACAAAUGUUGGCCAUCUGGAGGCGGCUUCUGGCAUGGCUGGCUUGCUCAAAAGUAUUCUCAUACUCAAGCACGGCAAGAUUCCGCCCAAUCUAGACUUCAUCAAACCGAAACCGUCGCUCAAGCUAUACGAGAAAAAGAUUACGAUCCCAACAGAGCUUACGCCGCUCCCAUCUCCUCGCAACGGCGCCCCAGCACGAGUUUCCCUGAACUCUUUCGGCUACGGGGGAACCAACUGUCACGUAAUUUUGGAAGCUGCCGAAUCAAAAAGUAAACCAAAUGGUGUCAGCCAAAAACCGAAUGGCGUGACGGGCAACGGUACCACGUCAAAUGGACCCAACGGUGUCGCGACUAACGGGAAGACCUCCAACCACAAUCACGAAAGCGAGGCGCCGAAUUCACCGCAGCUUUUCCUGUUGAGCGCAUCCACUGAGAAGGCACUUUCAACCCGGGCACAAGACCUUGUUCAAUGGCUCAAAACUCAUGAUUUGGGGCCUCGGACGUUGCGUAGUCUUUCCUACACGCUCGCCCUACACAAGUCCGCUCUAUCGUGCAGAAAGGCCAUCGUUGCGUCGAAUCCAGAGCAGCUGACAGCGGAGUUGGAAGCUCCAAUGCCAGAAAAGAAGAUCAAACCGUCAGCACCGAUUACUUUCGUCUUCUCUGGCCAAGGGGCACAAUGGCAUGCAAUGGGCCUCGAGCUGGCUAGGUCCUCAUAUGUUUUCAAACAGUCCAUGUCGGCCAUGGACGAAACCUUGCGUUCACAGGGCUGCCGAUGGAGUCUUCUCGAGGAAUUAUCGAGACCUUCCAAUACUUCGCGUGUUGGUGAGGCGGAGCUGGCACAGCCCUGCACUACUGCCAUCCAGAUUGCGCUCGUUGACUUGCUUGAGAGCCUUGCGAUUCGACCGAGUCGGGUAGUGGGUCACAGUUCAGGUGAAAUCGCGGCCGCAUACGCCAGUGGUGCGUUGAGCCGGGACGGCGCUCUUCUCCUGGCAUAUCAUCGCGGUCUGACUUCGGCUAAGGCUAAACAAAUGGCUGAUACCGGCGGCGCUAUGAUGGCAGUCAAUCUCAGCGAGAGUCAAGCCGUACAAUACUUGAAGAGAGCUACCAGCGGAAAAGUUGUCGUAGCAUGUGUAAACAGUCCAACGAGCCUGACCCUUUCUGGCGACGAAGGCGCUGUUGACGAGAUCAAGUCUGCGCUCGACCAAGAGGGCAUCUUUGCUCGGAAGCUCAAAGUCGACACAGCGUAUCACUCGCAUCACAUGCAGCGUGUUGCCGAUCAUUAUCAGCAGGCAAUCGGCGAAAUUCGGUCGGGACAAGUGCGCGACGGUGUUGUUUUCUACUCCAGCGUCACAGGCGCCGUCAAGACAACUGAUUUUGGUGCCAGCUACUGGACCUCGAAUCUAGUUUCGCAGGUAAAGUUUAGCCAGGCCCUGAUUUUGCUGCGAAACGAUCAGUCAAAGCAAGAAACGAACAUGGAUGUCAGCGUGUUUGUUGAGAUUGGACCGCACUCCGCUCUGGCGGGCCCUUGUCGACAGACACUCACGCAUGAGGGAACAACAGCCGACAAAUUCAAGUUCGAAUAUCUUUCUGUUCUCUCGCGAAAUAUCGACGCUGUACAAACCACCCUUACGUUUCUCGGCAGGGCGUUCGAGAUCGGGCUUGGAAUCGACAUGGUCGCGGUGUUAUCUGUCAUAGAUAACGCGGCAAAGCCAGACGUAGUCAGAGAUUUGAAGCCGUAUCCCUGGGACCUGGUGCCAUUUUGGCGCGAAUCUAGGUUGAGUAAGACUCACCGCUUUCGUCAAUUCCCCCAUCACGAUCUUCUUGGUUUAUUGGACCCGACCAGCACCAUUCACGAGCCGCGUUGGCGUUACUUUCUCAACCUGGAUGCUUUACCAUGGCUGCGUGACCAUGUUGUUGAGGGCUUCAUGAUUUACCCAGGCGCGGGCUACUUGACCAUGGCUAUGGAGGCAAUGAAGCAGCUCUCAGAGAUGAGAGGCAUCUCAAAGCCAAUUGCCAAAUUCGUCCUUCGCGACGUGGAUAUCCCGAAGGCUAUUGUCUUGAGCGAGCCUGAAGACGGUAGUACCAGUGAGGUCGAAGUUCAGCUCAGCAUGUCCGCCGUACAGCAGCAUGAGACCAGCGGGUGGCAAUCCUUCCGCGUCUGGUCGUAUGGAAAAGAUGACACGUGGACUGAGCAUUGCGUUGGCGAAAUCAUGAUCGUGUACGAGAAGGAAGAGCACGACGAUGUUGAAGGCACAAGAGAAGUUGACUUACUCCAACAAGAGGCUCUUGAUUUCCUAAACACGGCCAAACAAGAUUGUGACACCGACAUGACCAAGUCCGAUUUCUAUGGCUUUGCCAGUCUGAGCGGAAACGAGUUCAGGGGAGCCUUCGCGUCGAUUGUGUCUGCAAGGCACGGAAACAGGCGCGGGGUCUUUGAAAUCUGCACCCCGGACAUUGCUUCCGUGAUGCCUCAUCGCUUCUUCCGGCCUCACUUCAUUCAUCCAACCACCUUGGACGCUGCUCAGCAAAUCAACGGCAUUUUGUUCAAGAAGUUCAUCUCGAACGCGACAUGCGUGCCGACAAAGCUUCCCUUCCUGGAGAUCAGCGGAAAGAUGUCGACCAAGGCAGGAGACAGCUUGACUGGCGCGAUGCAGAUUGAAGCCGAUGGACCGCAAACAUCUAAGGGAGCAGGAUGGGUUUUCCAAAAGGAUGCUGAUGGGCAUCUUACACCCGUCAUUCGACUUGCCAUCAACUUACGCGCCAUAAGUGAGGCACAUAUCGACGAGGAUCGGCCUUUCGUUCAGGACAAGGUUAACCGACUAGAUUGGAACUUCGACGUUGACUUUUUGACUGGCUCGUCAUUUCUCUACGUGCUUUCGUCCACCCUUGGACUCGAUGAGAACACAACGUACGGAUACCACGGCACAAAGGUCUCGGUGGAAGAGGCUCGACAUGGGUAUCUCACUGCUGACCGUGCUUCUACAAUCUGGAUACGGGAGGCAGUGCGCCGUGUCGAGACCGCCGAUGCCGGUACGGUGCCAUCUCAGCUGGUCAAGUUCUUUGAAUGGAUGAAGAAAUGGCUGGCAUCUGAGUACUGCCGUGAGAUCAUGAUGGAUAUCAAUUCGGAAGACGAGAGUCGUACAUUGCACGAUGUUGAGUCAUCCACCAGUUCCGCCGAGCUUCAGCUUCUCGCUCGCGUGGGGAAGGCUCUUCCAGGUAUCGUGAGUGGCGCGGUAGAGCCCUUGGACGUCAUGCUCGAAGACAACCUUUUGUCCAAGAAUUACGAGAGUGGCACUUUUACUGGGGACUAUCAGGCAGCAGUGGCAUAUCUCAGGCUUCUGACCUUCAAGAACCCGCGCCUCAGAGUCAUCGAGAUUGGCGCAGGGACCGGAGGCUGCACGAAAUGGCUCUUCGACGGUCUUUCAGGCCAAAACGGCGCAGUGGGUCUUCCAGUCGACAAGUAUACUUUCACAGACAUCUCAAGUGGUUUCUUCGAGGAAGCGCGGGAGACGUUCGCCCAAUGGGAAGACGUCAUUGAGUUCAGAACUCUCGACGCGGACGCAGAUCCUGUUGAGCAAGGGUUCGAGUCCGAGUCGUACGAUGUGGUAGUAGCGGCCAAUGUGCUCCACGCUACAAGGAAGAUUGAUUUGACAACUAGUCGCGUACGAAAGCUGCUCAAGCCGGGCGGUAGUCUCGUUCUUCUCGAAAUCUCGCCUAGGGGAGCAGCUGUUGGUCUCGUAGCUGGCACCCUGACGGGAUGGUGGGCGCACGAGGACGAGUUCCGCGUUGACACCCCUCUACUGCAUCGCGAGCAAUGGGCAGAAGUCCUGUCUCGAAAUGGCUUUGGUGGUAUCCAUCUCGCGCGAGGAUGUAUGAUGGUAGCCAAGGCUGUACCUUCUACGCCUAAUGGAGCUCUGGCUAGACAUGACGCCAUUCUGCUUGAGAACUGCGCGGAUGACAGACUUGAUUCCAUAGUCAAGGGAUUUGCCUCACAUGCCAUCGACAUCGUAGAGCGUGGUUGGGACCAAGUUGACGUCGAGAAGGACUCGGAAAGCCCCUACUUGGUUCUUGACAGUGCUGUCCAGCCACUACUCCUCGAGCCAUCACCACAACUUUUCAAGUCUAUCAAUACUCUUCUCGCCGCCAAACGCAGAGUAUUAUGGGUUGUUGUGCAAGACAAAGCCGAUCCGGCCGUCUCGGCGUACAUCGGGGUGGUCAACACGCUAAUCCGCGUCCUCCGCCGUGAGAGCGGUAACAAUGGCCUCAUCACGCUGGACGUCCGGUACCCGAUUCCAUGUCCAGAUGAGACGGCAAGACUCAUCGCCGAUGUGGCACAAAGAUGCUUUUGGCCGCCCGUCGAGACUCAGAAAUCUCUUGAGCCUGAGUUCGCCUACGAGAACGGUCGAGUUCUGAUACCUCGCGUAAAGCCGGAUGCCGAAUUCCUCAGGUGGGCGCGCAGUGGUACAACACCUGAUGCCGUGGUAGAGCCAGUUACCAUUCCCUACCAGGGCGACCGAGUCCUCAAGGCCGAGUUUGCGACGCCAGGCCUUCUAAGCUCCCUACGCUUUGUGGACCAUAUUGACGACUCACACAAUCUCCCACAAACUCAGAUUGUGGUUGAAGCCCAAGCCCACGGCAUAAAUUACAAGGACGUCUGCGUGGCUCUCGGACAAUUGAGUCCUGGCACACAGAUGGUUGGAGAAUUCGCCGGCAUCGUGACAGCAGUGUCUGAAGAUAUGCUCGAUGUGCACAAAGUUGGCGAUCGAGUCAUGGGGUUCGGUGCGCAACCGUUCAGUAACCUGCCAGUCGCUCACGGAUUUCUCGCUCAUAAGAUCCCCGACUGGAUGUCUUCCACAACAGCAGCGUCUCUUCCGCAUGCAUUCGCUACCGCUUAUCACUGUGUCACAAAUAUCGCACGUCUCAAGAGUGGACAGUCGAUUCUCAUUCACGGUGCGUCAGGAGCCGUUGGCCAAGCCGCCAUUCAGCUUGCACAGCAUCUAGGAGCAACUGCCUUUUGUAGCGUGAGUACCGCUGCAAAGAAACAGCUCCUGGUCCAUGAGUACGGUAUUCCGGAUAGCCACAUAUUCUCUAGUCACGCUGGGUCGUUUAAGCAGGGUAUCAUGCGACUCACCCACGGCGAAGGUGUGGAUCUGAUCCUCAACUCGUCAACAGGAGAGUCACUGAGAGAUAGUGUCGACUGCGUCAAGAGACUGGGAACAUUCGUCGAGCUGAGUAGGAGUGCAAUUCAACAAGGCUCCUUGUUGAAUAUGACCGCUUUCAGCAGGUCUAUCACCUUUGUUGCUUUUGAUAUGACGACCGUUUCGGCGCAGGAACCCGAAACAAUCCAUCGUGUUUUGGGAGACGUGGUCAAUUUAUUUGAGCGCAAGGUUCUGCGACCCAUUCAGCCCAUCACCAUUUACCCCAUCGACCAAAUCGAUGAAGCAUUCCGUUUCUUGAGCUCAAGAAAGCACACUGGCAAGGUUGUCCUCACCAUCGAACCCUCUUCCAGGGUCAACGGUCUUCCGCCUAAGCCCUUGCCGUUGCAACUACGUCAGGAUGGCACAUAUGUCGUGGCUGGGGGCCUGGGUGAUCUUCCCUCCCGAAUUUGCAUUUUCUUGGCUGCACGUGGGGCCGGCCACAUUGUGUCUCUUUCUCGGCGCUCCAUUGAUGAUGAGACAAGGGAGAAGUACACAACGGCUGUUCAGAAACACGGAGGAGAGCUUCAUAUCCUCCAAUGCGAUAUUACGAACGACGAGAGCAUGGCGCGCGCCGCUUCUUACUGCUCGGCAUUACCUCCUGUCAGGGGCGUAGUCCACGGCGCUAUGAUACUCAAGGACCGGACUUUCUCCCAGAUGACCGUCGAGGAGUGGUCGAAACCGCUGUUGCCCAAGGUCUUCGGUACCAUCAACCUCGACAAGUCUUUCGCUUCUCCGGAUUUGUCCUUCUUCAUAACGCUCUCGUCUAUUGUUGCUGUUGUUGGCAAGUCUGGUCAAUCCAACUAUGCCGCCGGGAAUGGUUUCCAGGACGCUUUUGCCCAUGCUCACGCGAACCAUCCUCAUACGCACUACGUGUCAGUCAAUAUCGGCGUCGUUUCGGUCGAUGCACACGGUGCCCUGAAGGAAUCGGAGAAGGGAGAUACCUCUAUCAGCAGCAUGAGAGCAGGUCUGCGCCAGAACAGUGUCAUGGACAUCUCUUUUGACGAAUUCUUCGCCGAUAUCGAGUACGCCAUGACGCAUCUUGCGAGAGAAAGCAAGCUCCAUCAAACGAUCCAAGGGGUUACCCACCAGUCCAUGCUCGAUGUUAACGACGAGCACCUCCUGGACAACCCCGUCUUCAGCCAGUUGACCCGUACUCAGGAGAAGCAGGCUACGGGCACCGCACGCGCGGACAAGAUCGAUUUCGGGAAGGCAUUGGGCAGUGUCAAGACGAUGGCAGAGGCCGAAACCCUCAUCCGCAACGCGACGUUGACCAAGUUCGCUGUCUUUCUCGACCGACCUAUUGAUGACAUCAAAGUUGACCAGUCGCUAUCCAGCAUUGGCCUCGACUCUCUUGUCAGUAUUGAGCUGAAGAAUUGGAUGGUGCGCACAUUCCAAGUCAAUCUUCAGACGUCCGAGCUAGGUGGCGGUGGCAGUAUUAUGGCUCUGACUGCAAUCGUUGCUUCACGAUCUAAGUUGAUACCUGAAGAGAUGCGUCGGAUGAGUCUGGCGAAGAGCGACGAGCUCUCAUUACAUACGUCACCUACGAUUGAGCUUGAGUCAAACAAAGAAACUGGUCACGGCUUUUACUGUUGCAGGAGCGUGAAGGAGCUCCCAAGAUAUCCGCUUGUCGACCUUGAUGAAGCAGUCGAGGACCUCCUUAACAACAUCGGUCACUUCUCCCUCAACCGAGAAGAGUAUUCUGAGCUUAGUCGCAAGGCUCAUGCUUUGGUUGGACCCAACAGUAUCGGUCGUAAGCUUUACAAUCAGCUGCGUAUCAAGGCCGAGGAUCCGACAGUCGAGAGUUGGAUCGCUGAGCCCUUGUUGAAGGCACUGCACAUCAAGCGUAGAUAUCCUUUGGCCCCAUACAGCAAUUUUCUCGGCACCCACUUUGAUAGCACCACCACGCACUCCCAAGCUGAGCGAGCGGCUGCGCUCACCAGGGCAGUAUGCGAGUUCAAACGUGAUCGCGACAACGGCAACCUGGAGCCUGACUACCUAGGGGAGAAGGCGAAUUGCGGCAAUUCCCUGUUGUGGUUGUUCAACGCCUUAAGGGAGCCAAAUUUAGGCUGCGAUAAGAUGUUGAAGUACCCGGGCAACGAGUACGUAGCUGUUCUUCGGAGAGGUCACCUCUUCAAAGUUGUCCUGCAGCAGGGAGAUGACAUCGUGUCGUAUCAACAUCUAAGGGCAGUAUUUGGGGCUAUCCUAGGCCUGACCCUUGAGGAGAAGAGAUGGACGGGCAUGCUGACCACGGACAAUCGUGACGAAUGGGCUACGAAUCGACGGGAGUUGCUUUCGUACGACGAGAGAAAUACGUCAUAUCUCGACACGAUAGAGAAGUCCGUCUUUGUCCUGUGCCUGGAUGACAGCACCCCAGUGACGCGUGAGGAGCGCAUCCGCUAUGGAUAUCUCGGAGACUCCUUCAACCGUUGGCACGACAAGAGCUUCCAGAUCUUGGUCACUGCUAAUGGUCGCUCUGGAAGCAUAUUUGAACAUUCAAUGAUUGACUUUAUGACAAUCUCGCAACUCUCUAAGCGCCUGCAGAAUGCGAUCGACACUCUUGGGCACGAUGACGACGAUAUGGACCAAAGGAGCCAGGGCAUUCACACCGCCAGCCUCGAGGAGAUCCCUCUUUUCACAACUGCAGAGAUCGAGGGCCAGAUCGAGACGCUCCGCGAGAAAUACUCAGCUGUCACGAGUGUGAAGCAAUACACACCACACCUCAUCACUUCUUUUGGAAAAUCGAUUUUCCUCGAACAUUCAGCACCUAUCAAAGCUACAGUCGACCUGACAAUUCAGCUGGCAAGCCGUCUGUACUUUGGUUAUCUCCCUGCUAGCUGGGAAACGGUUUCGACAGCGCAUUUCCACCUCGGCCGCCCGGAAAUUGUGCAGGUGGUUCUGAAAUCAGUCGUCGAAUUCUGCGAUGCUGCGUUGGACAGCACUGUGCCGCGCGCUGAGGCAAGGAACAAGCUGCUACAGGCGGCAAGAGAGUGCAAUGCGCAAAUUGUUAAAGGCAGUGAAGGCCGCAACUACUUCCGACUCAUGGACGUGCUUGAGAUGAUGAGUGAGGAGCAGGAGCCCAACGAUGUCCCAGAGCUCUUCUCUGAUCCAGUAUGGAAGAGGAGCGGUCCACGACUGAUCAUGCAGACGAUGAUCGAGACUAAGCUGGCUGAAGAUCCUGGUUACACGAUGGAGGACCCGGAUAAUGUGUGGAUGAAUUACACGGUGAACGAUGACUCGUAA
Colletotrichum abscissum is the source of this 9480-nucleotide messenger RNA. RefSeq lists its product as uncharacterized. Gene Ontology annotation, biological process: fatty acid biosynthetic process; secondary metabolite biosynthetic process. The transcript has 10 exons. NCBI's taxonomy places the organism in Eukaryota, Fungi, Ascomycota, Sordariomycetes, Glomerellales, Glomerellaceae. Bases 1 to 9480 code for a protein of 3159 amino acids. Gene Ontology annotation, molecular function: fatty acid synthase activity; oxidoreductase activity; phosphopantetheine binding. The record is from RefSeq and is a predicted model, not a curated record.